Messenger RNA from Physella acuta, 4270 nucleotides. RefSeq names its product TBC1 domain family member 9B. Gene Ontology annotation, molecular function: calcium ion binding. NCBI's taxonomy places the organism in Eukaryota, Metazoa, Mollusca, Gastropoda, Physidae. The record is from RefSeq and is a predicted model, not a curated record.
ACGUUGUUGACGGAAGUAGAAUAUCAGUAGUAGUGUUUGAUAACAAUCAUUAAAAUAAUAAAGAUUUAAAGUCGAGAAGGGUUUUUUUGUUGUAGAUUUAUAUUUGAUAUGCUGUUUCUUUCAAAAGUACAUAGAUCUAGAGAAUAAUGUGGGUAAAGCCACAAGAGGUGCUUUUGGCCAAUGCACUUUGGGCAACAGAACGAGCCAAUCCCUUUUUUGUUCUUCAACGCCGUAAAGGCUAUGGUGGUGGUGGCCUAACUGGACUAUUAGUUGGAACCCUUGAUACUGUACUUGACAACAAGACACGUCCUUACAGAAUACUCCAUCAAACUGAAGGCUCAGAACUUAGCUAUUCCAUUGCUGAGGCAAAUAACAAACGAGAGAUACAAACACACUGGGAAUGGCUGGAAGUGAAUGUGGUCAAUACUUGUGCCGCUUUUGAUAAUGAUGAUGACGUUACUGAAUUCAUCAAGUGUAAAAUUGAGAGUUUGUUGGCCAAUGUGGAAGUAUCAAAAGAAGAUGAAGAGGUUGAAGAUCUUAGAACUUCCACCAAAAAGUUUAGAAAGUAUUUCAACAUGCCUAAAGAGGAAAAGCUGGUUAACCACUAUUCCUGCAGCUACUGGAAAGGCAACCUCCCUAGGCAGGGCUGGAUGUAUCUCAGUGUCAACCAUCUCUGCUUCUAUUCAUUCCUUAUGGGUAAAGAAGCCAAACUAAUUCUCAGAUGGGCUGAUAUCACAAAACUGGAGCGUGGCAACAACAUGCUGCUGCCAGACAGUGUCAAAGUUUCUACAAGAGAUGGAUAUCAUUACUUCUCAAUGCUGUUACACAGUGAUGAAACUUUUAAUCUAAUGGAGCAGUUAGCCAACAUGGCUAUGAAGCAAUUGAUGCAAGAACCAGGAUUCCAAGAAGAUAAAUCUCUGGCUUCUAAAAUAAAAUCUACUAAAAAACGCAAGAAAAUUUCAGUUUUGAAAAGGGAUUUAGAUGCCAAAGCUAGAAGUGAAAGGUUUAGGCUAGCAUUCCGCCUUCCUCUGACCGAAAAGCUUGACGGAGAUGAAGAAUGCACUCUCUGGACCCCCUUCAACAAACAACAUGUUUGGGGGAAGCUGUAUCUGUCAAAUAACUACAUGUGCUUCGCUAGCAGGGUCAAGGACUUGGUCAUGCUCACUAUUCCAAUGAGAGAUAUAUCAGUGGCUGAAAGGAUAGAUAAUUCAGUUUCUGGAAAUCUCAUUAACAAAGCUAUCCUUGUUACAACAAAGAACAAGACAAACUUCACAUUUUCUGAAUUUCAAGAUCGCAACCUCAUACUUGAAAAAAUAUCAGAUUUUCUGUCCAAGCAGCCUAUUGUACAACGUGCAAGUGUGUCAGAUGAUAAGUCUUCUGAUCAAGGAGAGAUUGAUUUCCAGCCAGCAUUAAUGAGCCUAUUUGCAAGCAAAGAGAUGUCACCAAAAGAUGAGGCUAAGGAAGCAGCUAAAGAACACCUGUGGAACUUACAUUUUGCUGAAUUCGGAAGAGGCAUGUGCAUGUAUAGAACUCAUGAUACCCACAAGCUUGUUCUCAAAGGUAUUCCUGAGUGUUUUAGGGGGGAGAUGUGGAUGGUCUUCUCUGGAGCUGUUAAUGAGAUGGCUACACACCCAAAUUACUAUGCUGAAAUAGUCAAACAGAGUAUGGGCCACUCUUCCAUUGCCACUGAUGAGAUAGAAAGAGACUUGCACAGGUCUCUACCUGAACAUCCAGCUUUUCAAACAGACCGAGGUAUUGGAGCACUAAGGCGGGUCCUUACUGCUUAUGCCUGGAGAAAUCCAAAUAUUGGGUACUGUCAGGCCAUGAACAUUGUCACCAGUGUGCUGUUGUUGUAUGUGAAUGAGGAGGAAGCUUUCUGGCUGUUGACGGCCAUCUGUGAGAGAUUACUGCCUGACUACUACAACACAAAGGUUGUGGGAGCACUCAUUGAUCAAGGAGUAUUUGAGGACCUCAUUUCUGGCUACCUGCCUACUAUUCAUGUUAAACUGGAUACCCUUGGUCUUCUUAGCAUGAUAUCACUUUCAUGGUUUCUUACCAUAUUUUUAAGUGUGAUGCCUUUCAACUGUGCAGUCAAUAUAUUGGAUUGCUUUUUCUAUGAUGGAGCUAGGGUGAUCUUUCAAGUCGCCCUAACCAUCUUAGACAACAAACAAGAAGAUUUGUUAAAAUGCAAUGAGGAUGGGGAGGCAAUGGCUAUCCUAUGUGAGUUUCUGGACAACAUCGACAACAGCAACUCCACCACUCCCAACAUCAUGCAUACUGCCAAUGCCAGUGGUAUGGCAGGUAAAGAGAACACAGUGGAUAUUGCUGACAUCAUUCAGCAGAGCUAUCAAAAAUUCUGGACCAUCACCAAUCAGGAUAUUAAUAAGUUGCGAUUAAAACACAGGCUAAAAGUUGUGCAGACUAUUGAAGAUAGUGUGAAAAGAAAUAUUCUUCGAAGUGUUGCGGUUUACACUAAAUUUGAAGGAAAGGAACUUGAAGAUUUAUAUUUUCUAUUUAAGGAAGAAUAUCUUACCUCCUGCUACUGGAGAACACAUCACCAAGUGGAUACACCAGACAAAUAUGACCCAAACAGACCUUACUUUGACCAGUAUAAAGUGGACUUUGAUCAAUUCAAAACUUUGUUCCUCUCUCUGUCUCCUUGGGCAACAGGACAGUAUUCUACAACUUUAGCUCUACGAACAUUUAGGUUGUUAGAUGAAAACAAAGAUAAUUUGAUAAACUUCAAAGAAUUUGUUAGCGCCCUGGGAACAAUGUGUAAAUCUGAUAUAACACAACGAAUCAAACUUCUAUACCUGCUCCAUCUGCCCCCUGCACUGCUGCCAACAGAUCAGUUGGAUGAUUCACCAGCUUCUCCUAAAUCUGAUUCUGUGGAAGCAGCAGUUGAUGCUGCAGAUUUUUUUGAUGACAACACCAGCACACCAGAGACCCCUGCAGAUGAUGAUUUAGAACUGCCAAGGCUGCCAUAUGACCCUUCAGACAGUUCACCAAUUGCCCCUCGACCUAUUGAAGUCAAGCCUGAUAGUUCCAGUGUAGAUCCUAGAACACCAAUGGUUGAGAUGGUUCGUGUGGUGGGGGUCCCUGAUGAUGAUGAAGAUGAAGACGAGGAGAACAGCACAUCGGACACUGACAAAAGUUUGGAUGUGGAUAAAGUUGAGAAGAAAGCAUCAUUGGAAGAAAAUGCAAACAGCAGUAUUGAUUCAGGGGAAGUCAGUCAGGAACUCAAAGAGGAUGUAACUCCUGCCAAACGUCCUGAUAAACUUGUGAAAGAUACCCCAAGGCAGAUAACUCUCCCAACAAAAGUCAUCCCAAAGCUGGUGAGAGGUGCAAGGAGAGAAGAGUUUGCCAAUCUCCCGAGGAUGAACCAGAUCCAGUUUAUCCAAAUGCUGCGCACGCUGUAUGACAUGUUCACAGACAACGCCUGCGAGCAGCAGCUGUACCACAGCAUCGCCACUGUCGGGACGUUGCUGCUCCAGAUUGGGGAAGUGGGGAAAAGAUUCCGGCUUUCAAGUUCCUCAUCAGCCUUGUCUGAACUGGAAGGAUCCAGCCCAUUGUCUGAGAAGAAAUUCCUAUCUCCUGGGAAAGAAGAGCCUUCAGUAGAAAAGUGUAAUGAAGGUCAAGAGGAAAAUGGAAUAGUAAAAGGUGAAAUAGUAGCAGGGGCUGGAGCUCAAGGUGACGUACAGAAUGUAGAAGUUAAAGAUAACACGCAAUCAGAUGCUGCUACUGAAGGAGCAGCAAAAUUCACAGAGGCCGCGCCACAGUAUUUAAAGCCUGCUGACACAGGUCUUAACUCGCCCAAAAAUACAAGCAAACCUGAUGAGGAUUGGUCCAUUUCUUUUGAACAGUUGCUGGCUUCCUUACUAACCGAGCCGUCGCUGGUGGAUUACUUUGAGAGGAUAUAUGACACAACUGAUGCAGUUGCUGCGCUGAGAAAUCGCAGACUAACAGCCCGUGUCACCGCCACGCCAGAAAAGCAUUAAAAAGACUUUUUUAAUUUAAUGCUUAUCAUUUGACCAACAGUUUUAUUUGUGUUUCAUUUCUAUUAACUUUUUUAAUACACUGAUUGAUGUUUUUCAAACAUUAUAGUCAACAUCUGAACAGAUUGAUAUGGUACACUCAUUUUCUUGGCUGUUAUUUUUUCUACAAUUAUCUCAACAGUGUAUUUCUUUGGGCUUCAUAUAAAACGAAUAAGUAGAAAAACUGGAUUUACUAUUUCCACAAAUUUUAGGGUUUCCUUUAGGCUUAAGCCAUU